CUAGAUUUUUACCAAACAGAUCGAGACUCUAUAUAGAACACAGGCACAAGUACAGCACUUUAUAAUUCCCUUUUGCACGGGAAUUUGACCAGUCACUUCCUGGUCUCGGGCGCUGGCUUCGAUAAUCAGCGACCAAGGACCAGUGCGCGAACGGAACCGUCACUUCCUGGUCUCGAGUGCGGACUUCAAUUAUCAGCAACCGUGGCCAGGAUUCUCUCGAGGACCACCACGACAAUUCUGCACAUGGUUCGGAAUGUUUGAUAAGAAGCAAAUGAAUCUACAAGGUCAGCAUGGAACCGCAACACGGCGUUGAUCGUCAAACGCCGAAGGCGAUCUUCAACACAGCCAACUUCGAUCAUCAGCGACGGUGGCCAAGAUUCCCUCAAGGACCAGCGCGCGAACGGAACAGUCACUCCCUGGUCUCGAGUGCGGACUUCAAUUAUCAGCAACCGUGGCCAGGAUUCUCUCGAGGACCAGCGCGCGAACGGAACAGUCACUCCCUGGUCUCGAGUGCGGACUUCAAUUAUCAGCAACCGUGGCCAGGAUUCUCUCGAGGACCACCACGACAAUUCUGCACAUGGUUCGGAAUGUUUGAUAAGAAGCAAAUGAAUCUACAAGGUCAGCAUGGAACCGCAACACGGUGUUGAUUGUCAAACGCCGAAGGCGAUCUUCAACACAGCCAACUUCGAUCAUCAGCGACGGUGGCCAAGAUUCCCUCAAGGACCAGCGCGCGAACGGAACAGUCACUCCCUGGUCUCGAGCGUGGACUUCGAUCAUCAGCAAACGUGGCCAAGAUUCCUUCGAGGACCAGCGCGCGAACGGAACAGUCACUCCCUGGUCUCGAGUGCGGACUUCAAUUAUCAGCAACCGUGGCCAGGAUUCUCUCGAGGACCACCACGACAAUUCUGCACAUGGUUCGGAAUGUUUGAUAAGAAGCAAAUGAAUCUACAAGGUCAGCAUGGAACCGCAACACGGCGUUGAUCGUCAAACGCCGAAGGCGAUCUUCAACACAGCCAACUUCGAUCAUCAGCGACGGUGGCCAAGAUUCCUUCAAGGACCAGCGCGCGAACGGAACAGUCACUCCCUGGUCUCGAGCGUGGACUUCGAUCAUCAGCAAACGUGGCCAAGAUUCCUUCGAGGACCAGCGCGCGAACGGAACAGUCACUCCCUGGUCUCGAGUGCGGACUUCAAUUAUCAGCAACCGUGGCCAGGAUUCUCUCGAGGACCACCACGACAAUUCUGCACAUGGUUCGGAAUGUUUGAUAAGAAGCAAAUGAAUCUACAAGGUCAGCAUGGAACCGCAACACGGUGUUGAUUGUCAAACGCCGAAGGCGAUCUUCAACACAGCCAACUUCGAUCAUCAGCGACGGUGGCC
Culex quinquefasciatus (southern house mosquito) is the source of this 1375-nucleotide messenger RNA. RefSeq lists its product as uncharacterized. The transcript is spliced from 5 exons. The record is from RefSeq and is a predicted model, not a curated record. The coding region runs from base 959 to 1315 and encodes 118 amino acids. Lineage: Eukaryota; Metazoa; Arthropoda; Insecta; Diptera; Culicidae.